Molecule: messenger RNA, 1566 nt
Organism: Colletotrichum abscissum
Lineage: Eukaryota; Fungi; Ascomycota; Sordariomycetes; Glomerellales; Glomerellaceae
Product: cytochrome P450 oxidoreductase
Exons: 1
Coding region: 1-1566 (521 amino acids)
Molecular function (GO): oxidoreductase activity, acting on paired donors, with incorporation or reduction of molecular oxygen; heme binding; iron ion binding
Source: RefSeq, a predicted model, not a curated record
AUGUACGCAAUUGUACUUCCCUUGGCAGCUUUGCUGAGCGUCUUAUUCUACUUCAUCGUCUAUCCCUUGAUCGAAUACUUCCGAGACCCCAAAAGACUUCGUCGAUUUCCGGCUUUCAAGCCCUUAGCCGGCGUGACCAAUCUAGUUUUCAUGCGCGAAGCUGCACUCGGCUUCCGAUCCAAGACUCUCUAUGAGAAGCACAAGAAACAUCCGGUGCUUCGGACAGGGCCCAACUCGCUUUCGUACGGUACCAUUGAUGCAAUCAAGGACAUCUACGGGCACGGAACCAAGUGUCUCAAGGGCGAGUUCUACGAGACGUUGGCUGGAACUCACUUCCACCUAGCCGACGUAGUCGAUAAGGCAGACCACGCCCGGAAACGCAAGGUUCUGUCGGCGGCAUACGCAUUGAAGAACCUCGAGAACUGGGAACACAAAGUGGCUGACAAGACUGAACGCUUCAUCGUCGGUUGCGACAAGGCCUGUACCCAACCUCUGAAGGGGGUCCUUCGUCCAGACGCGGCCGAUCUUACUUUCGAUUACCGAGCGUGGACGAACUACUUCACUCUCGACGCUAUCGCUGAUAUAGGUCUGUCUGAGAAACUGGGAUUUCUAGACCAGGGUCAUGAUCUCGUGCGCGCCGAGCGCAUGGACGGAUCCAUUCACGAGGUGAAUUACAGAGCCUGCCUGCAUUCCACUGCCGUCGCCCAGUCCAUCACCGUUUGGGCUGGUGAUUGGUACAAGUUCAAUCAUCGUCUGACGUCUCUGAUCUCGCCAACUUUUCGUCGAUGGUGGAACCUGAACAAGGGAUGGGAUGGCAUCGUCUACCACCGCGCAACCCAACGACUGAAACGCUACCAGGCUGGUGAAAAGUUGGAAGAUUUCUUCCAGGCUUUGAUGGAGGAUAAAAACGGAACCCCUAAUGGGCUCGACUGGGGCGAGAUUGUCGCAGAGGUGUCCAUCAUGAUGAAUGCCGGCUCAGACACAACAGCCAUCGCCAUGAACAACGUCAUGUACUGGCUAUUGAAGAAUCCCAGAUGCAUGGAAAAGUUGCGCGAGGAAAUUGAUGCCGUUCUGGACCCUGAAGAGGUGGUUGCGCCCUACGACAAGGUCAAGCACUUGCCGUACCUCAGGGCGUGUCUCGACGAGUCUCUCCGGAUAGUGCCGCCAACGACCUUUGGUCUUCCGCGACGAACGCCGCCUGAGGGGGCGUAUGUUCUUGGAGAUUUCAUCCCUGGAGGUACGACGGUUUCCAUCUCGGCUUACAUCGUCCACAGAGAUCCCAAGAUCUUCCCGGAACCCGAGUCCUACAUCCCGGAGCGCUGGCUCGGUGACAAGGGCAAGGAACUGCAACCGUACUUUGUCAGUUUCAGUGCCGGCGCACGAGGAUGCAUCGGACGGAAUAUCAGUUACCUGGAGCAGACGGUUUUGUUGGCGAGUGUCUUGCACAGAUAUAACUUCGCCUUGCCCUUCCCCGCGUGGGAACCGGAGAGGCGGGAGGCCAUGAACCUGAUGCCGAGUCCAAUGCCUUUGAAGGUUUGGCGCAGGGAGUCAAAGCAGGAAGAAUAA